This is a messenger RNA of Wickerhamiella sorbophila, 594 nucleotides long. RefSeq lists its product as hypothetical. The transcript has a single exon. Lineage: Eukaryota; Fungi; Ascomycota; Dipodascomycetes; Dipodascales; Trichomonascaceae. The record is from RefSeq and is a predicted model, not a curated record. The coding region runs from base 1 to 594 and encodes 197 amino acids.
AUGCCCCGAUACAGUGUAAAGACGUUGAUUGAACUGAGCGACUCAGAGCUUGUCUCGAAGCCAGAAUUCAAGUUCUCGAGUUUCGAAAAAGUGGACCCAGCAUCCUAUCACGCCGACGUCCACCGACCCCGUCGUCGCUCGAGCAAUCACCAUCACCAGCGUCCGGCGCCUCCAGUUGCGAUUAUUCCUAACCAUAUUCUCGCUGCUAGCAAAGAGGGCACGCCCGCAUCGUCUGCAGUGGUAGAAGAAGAGAACGAGGACGAAUCCGAAGAGGGCACCCCCGACGGCGACGACGAGCUGGCUGCUCAUUACUUUUUGCGACGCCAGGAGCUCAACAAGAAGAAGGUACCUCAGGCAAACCACCCUCAUGGUACGACUGGGGUUCAACUGAGCUAUGCAGCUGCUUUGGCCCACACUUCGACCAUUGGGCGUCACCCGCUGGAGGGUGAGAACGACAAUGCUGUAGGCGACGAAGAGGAAGCUGGCGACGAAGGCUGGAUUAGUGUUAGCCAGCAUAAACCUCGUCGCAAGAGCUUUUCUGAUCGACGGGCCCGAGGCUCGUUCUCGCGCUGGCGCAGAGAUAGCUCGGAGUAA